AUGCAGCAGCAGCUGCAGCAGCAGCAGCAGCAGCAGCAGCAGCAGCAGCAGCAGCAGCAGCACGAAAUAAACAGAUGCCAUGCAGCCCCCAUGGAUGCAGCAGCAGCAGCAGCAGCAACAGGAGCAGCAGCAACAGCAACAACAAUACAAGGAGAAACACCAGUCUUCUUAUCUGCUGCAGAAGCAGCAGCAGUUGCUGCUGUGUUGCUGCCGCAUGCUGCUGCUGCUGCUGCUGCGGGGUGUCUGCGGGGGGACCAAAUCUGUACACUUCUUCGUUUCUUCGCUGCUGCAGCUGCACAGCAGCAGCAGCAGCAGCAGCAGCAGCAACAGCAGCAGCAGCAGCAGCAGCUGCUCAUGCUCUGUUGUAGCUUGCUGCAGCAGCUACAAGAGAAGGGCCCACGGUCUCUGCCUCAGCAUUCGCUGGCUUCCUCCUUGCAUGCGCUGCGCACCCUCUCUCCGUUGCUGCUGCAGCAGCAGCAGCCGCAGCAGCAGCAGCUGCUGCAGCAGCAGCAACUGCAGCAAAGGCCGCAGCAGGUGCUGCGGGAGCUCCGCCUGCGGUGGGUUGCUGCUGCUGCAGCGCCCUAUGUUGCAGCACAGAUGAAGCCUCAGACCUUCUUGCUGCUGCUGCUCUCCGUCGGCACACCAGCAGCAGCAGCAGCAACAGCAGCAGCAGCAGCAGCAGCAGCAGCAGCAACAGGAGCUGCUGCAGCUGCAGCAGACACUUCAGCGCAUCCGGCGAAGGCUCACGCAGCCACAACCAAACAGCAGCAGCAGCAGCAGCAGCAGCGAGAAAAGCAGCAGCAGCAGAGGCAGCAGCAGCAACAGAAGCAGCAGCAGCAAGAACAACAACAAAAGCAGCAGCAACAAAAGCAGCAGCAGCAACAGAAGCAGCAGCAGCAACAGCAGCAGCAACAGAAACAGAAGCAGCAAGAGCAGCAGCAGGAGGAAGCAGCAGCAACAGCAGCAACAGCAGCAACAGCAGCAGAAGUGUUUACAGCAGAAGCAGAGCGAUGUCUGCUUUUGCAGCUGCUGCAGGCGCUGCAGCGAGCCCCCUUGCUGCAGCAGCUGGGGCAUGCACCGCCGAAGCAGCAGCAGCAGCAGCUGCUGCUGCUAGAGGAGACACUGCAGCACGCUGCUGCUGCUAUCGCUGCUGCUGCUGCUGCUACUCGUGCGGGAUCUGCUGCUGCACCGGAGUCUCCGUCGGCACACCAGCAGCAGCAGCAGCAACAGCAGCAGCAGCAACAGCAGCAGCAGCAACAGCAGCAGCAACAGCAGCAGCAGCAGCAGCAGCAGCAGCAGGAGCUGCUGCAGCUGCAGCAGACACUUCAGCGCAUCCGACGAAGGCUCGAGCAGCCACAACCAAACAGCGGCAGCAGCAGCAGCAGCAGCAGCGAGAAAAGCAGCAGCACCAGAAGCAGCAGCAGCAACAGAAGCAGCAGCAGCAAGAACAACAACAAAAGCAGCAGCAACAAAAGCAGCAGCAACAACAGAAGCAGCAGCAGCAACAGCAGCAGCAACAGAAACAGAAGCAGCAAGAGCAGCAGCAGGAGGAUGUUUUAA
This is a messenger RNA of Eimeria mitis, 1560 nucleotides long. RefSeq lists its product as uncharacterized. The transcript has 3 exons. Bases 1 to 1560 code for a protein of 519 amino acids. The record is from RefSeq and is a predicted model, not a curated record. NCBI's taxonomy places the organism in Eukaryota, Apicomplexa, Conoidasida, Eucoccidiorida, Eimeriidae.